AUGGGAACCCUCGACUCUUAUCGAUCCACGUUGUUUCUUGACCUGUCAACUCAGGGGCAGAUUUUUGAACUCGGAGGCGACGUAGCGAUCAUGGCUCUUUGUGUGGCAUGCUCCGGUCCGGAGUGGGUCCCGUCAAUCUAUUCUACCGGCGGACGCUUCCUGAAGUGGAAGGACAGCGCCUUCUGGUCCUGUCAUGUGAGGGAAGCCGGGAGCCGACUCAUUCACUCAUAUAAGUACGACGAUCGUUUCCUCCUUGGCCAAAGUCAUUCUUGCCCUAUUCACGUUCAAGCUAUCUCUACAGUCCUCGGGAUCAAGAUGCAGUUCACUCAACUCCUCCUCGCUAUCGUCCCGUUCAUCGGUGUGUCGCAAGCCAUUCUUUGCUCGUGCGAUCGCAGUACGACUGCAUCAAUUACUUGCUGCCCGGAUAUUCAGAAGUGGAAUGGCUAUGAAUGCGAGCCAGCUGAUCGUCAAGCCUACACCGAUUGCUGUGCGGACCAAUUUUCGACUACGACCUUCUGCAGAGACGGCAGUGUUUAA
Colletotrichum lupini is the source of this 537-nucleotide messenger RNA. RefSeq lists its product as uncharacterized. The record is from RefSeq and is a predicted model, not a curated record. The transcript is spliced from 5 exons. Lineage: Eukaryota; Fungi; Ascomycota; Sordariomycetes; Glomerellales; Glomerellaceae. Bases 1 to 537 code for a protein of 178 amino acids.